Molecule: messenger RNA, 4436 nt
Organism: Meleagris gallopavo (turkey)
Lineage: Eukaryota; Metazoa; Chordata; Aves; Galliformes; Phasianidae
Source: RefSeq, a predicted model, not a curated record
AUGGGUAAAGAUUUUGUCUCUUUUGCCCACUUCUUUUUUCUUUUUUUUUCAGUAAUAAGUCGUCUGUUUAAUGGCACAGAGCCUAUUGUCUUGGACAGUUUAAAACAACAUUAUUUCAUUGAUCGAGAUGGUGAGAUUUUCAGAUAUAUAUUAAGCUUCCUAAGGACAUCUAAGCUACUGCUCCCAGAAGACUUUAAGGAUUUUAAUCUUUUAUAUGAAGAAGCAAAGUAUUAUCAGCUGCAGCCAAUGAUUAAGGAACUUGAGCGAUGGAAACAAGAGAAAGAACAAAGGAAACAUUUCCAGCCUUGUGACUGCUUGGUUGUAAGAGUGACUCCAGAUCUGGGGGAAAGAAUUGCAUUGAGUGGGGAGAAAGCUUUAAUAGAAGAGAUCUUCCCUGAGACAGGAGACGUCAUGUGCAACUCCGUAAACGCAGGCUGGAACCAAGACCCUACCCACGUUAUUAGGUUUCCUUUGAACGGAUACUGCCGGUUGAAUUCAGUGCAGGUGCUUGAAAGAUUAUUUCAGAAGGGAUUUAAUAUGGCAGCCUCCUGCGGUGGUGGGGUGGAUUCCUCUCAGUUCAGCGAAUACGUGCUGUGUCGUGAAGACAGACGACCGCAACCUACCCCAACGAUCAGAAUAAAACAGGAGCCCCUGGACUAGACCCUACCUGUACUCCUUUGUAACCAUAGAAGUGUUUAAUAGUCCCUUAUGUGAAACACUAAGGAUUUGCAAAACAGUAUUAGCAAACAGAUUUUGACUUUAUGUUGCCAAUUAGUGGUAUUCUGAAACUACCUGUCACAUAGCCAGCCAUGAAAUGCAUUUGAAAAAUCAGUUGUCUGCUCUCCACGAUGAAAUUACUGAGCAUGCUCAGCAUACCAGGCUCGGUGGGAACAUCCUUUGAGCUGAACAGCUGUGGUGGUGAAAAAGGCAAAGCUUCGUACAACCCUGACCCCAGAAAGGACUUCUGCAGAAAGAGCAAUUAAAGCAAUUUGAAUCUAUCAGCAGGAGAAGUGAUUCCGACAGCCUUCCCAACGACACCCCGAGACGUGACGUGCAGGAGUGCGGCCUCCGAGAGGAAGAUGGUGCAUCACUAACUGCACUGAGAACCCCCCCCGGCUGCCAUACCUCCUCAUAUCAGAUGUGCUUUACACCUCCAUACCGUUACAUUACAAUUCUGUGAUUGUACUCAUUCAUGCUAGCAAAUGGCUUAUUUUUAUAUUUCCAACUGAAAUAUCUUUCUGUGGACAGAAUUUAGAAUCAGAAAAGGACCGAUUUAUAGUCAACUGGUGCUCAGUACUGAAAAACAAGCAAACAGACCAAACAAAAAAAAAGCAACAAAAAAUUGAGAAGGCCAAUUAUGGCAAUACAUGCAAAAGUAGGGAUUUGGAAGCACAACAUAAAACUCCGUCAAACAAGGGCCACAUACCUAUGGUGGAGCUGUAGCUCUCUCAAAGCCAGUCGCGUUUUGACUCAGAAACUAAGUUUUGCAUCAUAAAAGAAUCGUGGCUCUGCCACCUCUUGUUGUUCAUUUAUGAACCAUGUUUAUGGGGACAACCAACUCUUUAUGGGUCUGGAAUUUUCACAAAAAGAUGUUAAAACCCUCUACCUUCCACUGUCCGAUGAAAGCAGGCCAUGCUUUGUUUAGAUCGUUUUUCCUCUAUAUUUUAAACUAUUAUUAAAAUGCCAAUUGUGUAUCUGCCCUCUACCUGUUUAAUUUUCUCUUCAAACAAGCCCACUGUAGGAGGUUACUGUUCCUUUCAUGAAUCAGUAUCAACUCUCUGACUUACAGGGCUUCCUAACUCAGGAGACAGCACCAUGUUUACAGGUGCAAGGUUAUAAAUAGCAUUCUGCUAAAUCCUCUUUAUUGCUCUUUAGCACAAUUGGUCCUCAAUAACUAUUUCACGUGUUAAUCACAAUUUAGUUUCUCCCACGUUCAUUUAUAGAAUACUGUUGUAGAUACUGAAUUCUAAUUAACUUUUUAGAUGCGUAAAUAUGGCCAUACACAACAGUAUUUGAUGGUUAACAAUUCUUUAAUACCAAAAGAUUACAAUCAGGCAAAAAAAAGAUUGAAGUUUAAGACUGAUAUGUUUGAAGUGAUGAGCUGUACUAAAUAUGCAAAGCUGCAACCUUGGCAGAGGUCUGAUUUUUUGGAUAAAUGUGGGAUGCUUGUCCAUGGAAAAUCAGAUCUCAGCAGGCUUUUUCACCCUGGUUACCCAAAUCAGAAAUCUCUUAGGAAAUUCUUAGCCUAUACAUAUUGACCUGCUAACUUAGCAAAACCGUUGAGCAAAUCUGUCUACUUCAAAAGAGUUGUAAAGUUAUUUUAUUUUGUGGUUUUAUACUUGUACGACACUCUAAAGUUCCUAGGCAUUGCCAUAUUUGAAUAUAUGGCACAACAUUCACCUUUGUAUGUAAGAUAUCUGUAGAAUUGUAUAUUAUACAUUUAAUAUUGUAAAGAACUUAACGUAUAAUUGUCAUGUAUUUGUGUAUGCACAUUUCUUAUACAGUACUUCAUGCCAUAAACAUUUCUGUAAAGUAAAUGAUCAAAAAUAAGCAAGUAGGGUGGAACACUCACUGUAUCUCCCAUGUUGUUUGAAAGGUGAGAAGUUCUGAUUGCAUCUCCUCUGGCCUUUUGCUCCAUUCAGCUUGAUGUAGCCACGUCUUACAAAAAGAGAAGGAAAAAACAGUUUUAUUUAUUACUUUCAUACAUCGAGUUGACUUGAAGUUCAAAAUAUCCUUAAAUAGUCCAUUCUGCUCCUUGUGUUUAUCCUAUGUACGCUUUUGUCCUGCAUUUCUGACCAGGGAGACUUAGUACUAGCAGAGGCUGAACGCAUGUCUGUGCAUCCUCCUCCUUUCAUUACCUCUCAGCUAGGAGAUAAAGGCGAACAUGUCACACUUAUAUUUAAAAACACCCCGAUCUGCCAUUCUCACUCAGGCAAAGCCACCGCAGAGGUGCACACGGGUUGUCUGCCAGCAGGAGCGGCCGCUGCGCACCUGCGUGGUGCUGAGCAUGGCCCCCUUGCACUGAAGUUGAAGGCAGCCAGCUCUCUUACACGCUUGGAAGCAGGGUGCUUUUAGAUGUAUGUAGACAGUCACUGGAAGUAUUCGUGGUUGGUUGGUUUGUUUUUCUUCAGUUUGGUGUUUACCAUUCGUUUUUCUGCUCAGUAAGGCAGCUCCAGUACUGAGGGCAGUUUGCAAAGGUGGCAUCGUGAAAAGUUCCAGGCUGCGCCAGCCGUGUUCAUGUGAACUUGAGACGGAAAGUUUGAGCCAUGACAUCACAGCAUUGACUGCGGAACAGCACUAAGGCAAGGAAGACAUGUGGAAACAAUCACUUUGUUAGAAGAAAUAUGCCUUUAAAAAAAAAAAGUUAAGCUAGAACAUGUUUUUUUAGUUAGUAACUUCAGGUCACUUAUUUAAAGUUUAUUACAGUUUCAUUUAUAUCUUUUUUACUUAUUCCCUGUAUUCUUAGGCAGCAAUAUCAGCAAAAACCAAUUUGAAUUUUUACUUCUGGCCUUAAACUAUAUCAACGUAACUUAAUUAAGAACAUCGCUUAGUGUUGCUAAAACAGGUUUUAAAAUAUCACAGAAUCUCCAAUAAAACUGUGGUGUGCAGCCAGCAAAUGUUUUCAUUACAAAGGCCAAAAAGCAAACGUAGCUUGGUUUCAACCUAAUUUGAUGGAACAGAAUUGUUCUGACCCUUUUUAUGCUGAGCACCGAAGCUGUGGCUUAAAGAACAGUCUUUGCAAGCCCUUUUCGUACAACCCCGUGGCACCGCUCUGCUCCCACAUCUGAAAAGAAAUGGAUGAAUGUUAUGUUGUGCUUAUUGGACCGAUCGCCCUUGAAAAGGCAACUGUUGAGUGCAUUCAUUCACUGCAUUAAUAGCAUCAAGGUUUGUUGACAAUUUUAUUAGAUGUUUGACAAAGGAUAAGAAUCAGCACAACAAAACAUUGAAGUAUUUGGUUUUAAUAUUUCUUUGUGGGUAUCCUGUUAAUAUUUUAAUGCAAAAUGUUUCUGAACAGUGCUUAAGAACUACCAGACAAUGUGAAAUUCAUGUUUGAUAAAUUAAUACUAUGUCACUCGAUGUGUUACUUUAGUAAAUUGUUUUAUUUCUUUACAAAAUAAGUACAAAUAAGGGAGUAUGUUUUCACACAAAUUGGGGGUAUUUACGAGUAUGUACAGAAAUCAUCAAAAUAACGUAAUUCUAAUAAACACAAGGCCUUUAUAAACAAUAUGUACAAAUUAUCAAUACAUUUAAAACAUAAUUUUACACUUCCUGGCCUUAAAUACCUUAUGAAUAAUCUUUUGGCUAAAUAGCAGCAGUAUAAAUUUUCUUCUGCUUUUCAUAAACCUUAAAAAAUAAUUAAAACUUUUGUUUUUAAAACUAUUGGACAAAUAGUUCUAUUUGUGCUUUCGCUACGGUUUCCCAUUUAAAAAAAAAAA